Messenger RNA from Ichthyophthirius multifiliis, 1525 nucleotides. Its product is annotated as nuclear poly polymerase npap nucleotidyltransferase protein binding, putative. The record is from RefSeq and is a predicted model, not a curated record. Lineage: Eukaryota; Ciliophora; Oligohymenophorea; Hymenostomatida. Gene Ontology annotation, cellular component: nucleus. Gene Ontology annotation, molecular function: poly(A) RNA polymerase activity; RNA binding. The transcript is spliced from 2 exons.
AUGAUUGAUAGUUUCAUUUACCUUACAAAUUAAAAUAAAGUUUUAUUAUCCUUAUAAAAUCCGCGUACACCAUUAGAUUAAAAUGCAAUAAAAUCCCAACAAGACGAAAAAGAAUCAAAGUAAAUACUAUAAAUCCUUGAAGGAGAAUAUAAAUAUUCCGAAAGCGAAGAAGAAUAAUAAAAAAAAGACGAAGCAGCAAAGCAAUUACGCAUAAUAAUAAAAAAUUGGAUAUAAUAAAUAAAUGCCGAAAAAUAAAUCGAAAACAAUCACGGAGGUGAUUUACUUUUUUUCGGUUCAUAUAAAUUAAAAGUAAAUUCAAGAGGAAGUGAUAUAGAUGCAGUUUGCUUAUGUCCAUUUUAUGUAGAACGAGAAAAAAAUUUUUUCGGAGAUUUAGUUCAUAUACUUUCAUAAAAGAAGGAAAUAACGGAGCUUUUUCCAAUCCAGGAAGCUUCGGUUCCAAUAAUAAAAAUGUAAUUUUAAGGAAUUUUAUUCGACUUAUCAUUUGCAAGAGCCCCUACAUAAUUUUAAAGUGAUAAAAUUGAUUUAACAAGUAAUUAAAUGCUUUUAGGGAUGGACGAGCGUUCAUGUAAAUCAUUUAAUGGUUACAGAGUAGCUGAAUGGUUAAGUAAAAAGGAGAAUAUAUAAAACUAUGAAAAUUUUCAAAGCAUAUUAAAAUGUAUAAAAUUAUGGGCUUAAAAUAGGGGAAUAUAUUCGAAUAUAAUAGGUUAUUUGAGCGGAAUUGGUUGGACAAUUUUAGUUUCUAAAAUUUGUUAACUUUUUCCAAAUUAUUCUUUGAAUUAAUUACUUGAGAGAUUUUUUUUUCUUUAUUCAAGGUGGAGAUGGUAAGAUUUUCCAGUUUAAGUGGAAUAUAUAGUAGAUGAUGUUGCAAACUCGAAACUAAGCGCAGAUUAAUGGAGACCUGAAUAUAAGAGCAGUAUGAUGAUUAUUACUCCAUGUUUUCCAUGUAUGAAUUGCGCUCAUAACGUCUCUUCAACCACUUUAAGAAUUAUAUAGGAAUAACUAUGGCAUGGAUAUGAGACAAUAUGUAAAAUAUAGAACGGGAGUAAAAAUUAUUCCGAUUUAUUUAAAUCGUUUAAGUUUUUUAAAAAAUAUAAACAUUUUUUGGAAAUUAAAAUACUUGCGACUAAUAAAAAUGACUACACUGUAUGGAAAGGUCAUGUGGAGAGCGGACUAAGGAAACUUACGAGGCUUUUUGAAUCACCCUAAUAUAUGAAUUUAUUGGAAGUUCACCCUUAUCCAAGCUAUAUAGAAAAUUUUUUGGAUGAUACUUAAAGUUAGAAAAAUAAAUACAAAUUCUAAUGUAAGUAUUAUUAUGGAUUGAUGUGUUUAUAAUCAGAAAAUAAUGAAAGUAUUAAUUUAAAAGAGGCUUGCGUGUAUUUCGUUGAGUAGUUGGAAAUGUACCCUAUGAAUAAAGUGCUAGAAAGUAUGAAUAUUUAGUGUAGUCAUUUAUUAAGAAGUGAAUUAAAUUUAAAAGAAAACAUGAAAUGAAAUAUUUUAAUUUAUA